CAUACGCCACGUUGGGUGUGUCACUGGGUUGCGACAGUGAGGUCAAAGUCGCAUAGAGACUAUUAUCAGUUCACUACAGUAUUUCUCUUGGGUGGGUCUGUACUCCAUUCACCGACUGACUACAUUCACCGGCCACUUUGCCACUUUACACGUGAAUCCAGCUAAUAAUUAGGUCUGUUGCGUCACUCGAUGCCAUUUGCUGAGCAAGACACCAAUUAGUCUGUUUAUUGAACUCAGCAUAAUGAAUAUUGUCGCUGGAGAAAAGUCCACAUUAGACUGAUACUUGAAUUUCUUUCAAUCCACUUAUUAUUACUACAAUUCCCCAGCACUCUUAGUUCCAUAUGGCAGGGCUGACUUCUUCUAAAUACACAGAGAGAGCCCCCUAACCAUAAUCUCAUAUUUAUCGAAAUCGCACAGCGGUCACCAGAGGCCUCACCUGACGCAGGUAAAUGAAGCAAGAAAAAUCGGUGCAGGUGCAUUUCGGUGACGUCCGCUGUGCCAACGCCGUGAGCAACGUGACGUUUGCGCACUUCCAUCGCUCUCAACGGUCUUACGUGUAUCUGGAAUCAUCCACUUUUCUCGUGCGGUCCAUUACUACAGACUUUCUACACAGCAGCUUUCAGAGUAAGUGUUUCAUUUUAUUGACAACAGCAGGUAGGUGUGUGUGUGUGUGUGUGUGUGUGUGUGUGUGUGUGUAAACAUCACAAGUAAGGCUGGUCGCUAUGGCAGUAUAUCUGACUUCACACAAAACUUUUGGAGACUCUACUGUACUGUAAUACGAUUACAGAUAAUACAAACUGUAAAGAUACUUUAAGGCUCAGUAGGUUGAUCACUCUUUACAGCUCUGUGUGUGUGUGUGUGUGUUGCAGUGGACCAGUCAUCCAACCUGACAGCUGUGGUGCCGACCAUGCCGUCCCCCCUGCGGCGCUCCAUGCUGGCAGUGGUCCUUGGUGCCGAGAUGCUCCUGGGCGUGCUUGGAAAUGCUCUCGUCCUGCUCACCAAAUUCAAGGCCAGGGGUCAGUUUAAGUGCCAGUGCUGGCUGCCCUUGGCCAGCCUGUCCGUCUCGGACCUCGGCUCGUCCCUCUUCGUCAUCUCCAGCUCCCUGCUGGCCGUGCUCACGAGCGGUCAGCAGUCGCCGUGGUGUGAGCUCGUCAGCCUGCUCAAAUUUGCUUUCAUCACUUCCUCUCUCGGCAGCCUCGGGGUCCUGUGCAUCCAGCGAGCCUUGGGACAGGCCUCCACCAGCAGGAGCAUCGCCGCCGUCACGGCAACGGCAUGCCUGACCUCCUGGCUUACAGGCGUGGUGUUCGGAAGCGUACCUGUGGCUUACAAAUGGAUCAGGUACGAUCCCGCCGAGAUGCUGUGCGCCGUCUUCUGGGAGAGCAGCUACUCGGACAUGCUGGCGUACGUCGUCUGCGCUUUCGCCAUCUGCAUCUUCCCGCCGCUGCUCGUCCUGCUCGGCUUCCCGCUCGCGUCCGCGGGCUGCGCGAGGAACGACCCCCGCAGGUGGGACCUGUCCUCAGUCACUCCUCUGCUGGUGACCUGCUACCUGCUGUGCUACACGCCCUUCGCUCUGUCCGAGCUCGCUCUUCUGGGGAGGCGUGACCUGUCCCCGGUCCCCGCGUGGCUGCGCACGCUCUCCUCGCUCACGGCGUACCUCGACUGCGGCCUCAACCCCCUCAUCUACUGCACCAACCGGGAGUUCCGCGGCGCCGUGUUCGGCCUCCUGUGGACCGGCGCAGGGGCGUCGCCCGAACCCGUGCUAACCGCGCUGGCAAGGCGGGAUGUCUGAGCGCUGUGUGUGUCUGCGU
Molecule: messenger RNA, 1808 nt
Organism: Scleropages formosus (Asian bonytongue)
Lineage: Eukaryota; Metazoa; Chordata; Actinopteri; Osteoglossiformes; Osteoglossidae
Product: C5a anaphylatoxin chemotactic receptor 1
Exons: 6
Coding region: 908-1789 (293 amino acids)
Biological process (GO): G protein-coupled receptor signaling pathway
Cellular component (GO): membrane
Molecular function (GO): G protein-coupled receptor activity
Source: RefSeq, a predicted model, not a curated record